GCUCUUGCAUAACUCCCUGGCUGCACCAGAUUUUCCAUUUUAACAGAAAUGGCUAAUUAAGAAGCAGAAAAAAAAAAAAAAGGGAAGGCGCAGUUAGUACCAAGCUAAGCUGCAGGGCUGAUCAGAUAUGGCCUCUCUUGGAGGACUUCUUCAACUUCCACUAGUGGAUUCCAGCAAUAUUAGUACAUGUUAUGGAAUUGAAGGCAUCUCUGGUCAACCAGGCUGCAUCAGAUACUGUGCCAAGACAUCCAUCUCUGAUGAUGGUUCAGGAGAAAUGGUAACAUGGGCACAUGAGAAGCUGCUUUCCAUUGACCCCAAUGAAAGGGGUUUGAGCUAUUCCCUUGUGGAAAACAAUCUAGGGUUUGAAUCUCAUAUGGCUACAAUAAAAUUAUUGCCUUCUGGAAGCCAAGAGCAAGAGGAGUGUGAAGUAAUCUGGUCCUUCAGUCUGGAGCCAAUUGAAGGACAGACUCUUGAUGCUACAGUUUCUACUUAUGAUACUGCUAUACAAUCCCUGAAAAAGCAGAUGGAAGAUCAUCUCCAGGUUAAAAGCAAAGAAUAAAUCUCUCCAAGUUCACAACUUUCAUUCCUGUAUUGAGUCAAUAUAUAGUUUCUUUACAAUAAACUCCUAUUGUGUUCA
Messenger RNA from Manihot esculenta (cassava), 637 nucleotides. RefSeq lists its product as uncharacterized. The record is from RefSeq and is a predicted model, not a curated record. The transcript has a single exon. The coding region runs from base 128 to 559 and encodes 143 amino acids. Lineage: Eukaryota; Viridiplantae; Streptophyta; Magnoliopsida; Malpighiales; Euphorbiaceae.